GCGCCUCUCGCCAGCCCGAGUGGAAACGGCCAUUAUUGCGUCAGACUCGAAGUGAAAAAGUUGCGUUGGAGACAAAGAAAGAGGACAUUCCCUUAAAUUUCUCGGGAAAAAAUUCCAGUUAAAAUCGCAUUGAGUGAAUAAAAAGUGAGGGUGUACACUGCGGAAGCAUCCGGGUACUAGGCCAGCCCUCAGAAUGUCUGCCCCUGUACAGUGUUCCGUGGCCCCUGUCAUUGUUGUCACUGACAGCAGCAGAGAGAUGGUAAUUCCCUCUGCUAGACAUGGUGGUGCUGUCAAUGGUGAUGAGGAGAUGAUGUCAACGACACCACCCCAAUCUCCACCACCAACAGCACCAUCAGCAAUGAUGACAAUGGCGCCCGAGACAGUGUCAGAGGACACAAUGAUGAUGGCGGCACCGAAGCGUGGAACCCAGAGGAUUUCAUCGUCAACGGGGGGCCGGCUUGGGACUCCGGAUGCUGCUGUUAAGCGUCGUCAGCAUCAACAACAAUCGUCGUCGUCAAUGCCGCAGAGAAUGAUGACAUCAUCAUCACCACCACCGCAUCAAGGGAUCAACAACAAUUCAUCAUCGUCAUCAGUAUCAACACCAUCAACUUCGGGAACAUCAAUGGGGAACAUCAAUAUGGAUGGGGCAACGGCAAUGGACUAUUCUGGCGACAACAAUAAUGGCUCAAUGGGAGCAUUUGGGGGGGAAAAUGGAAAUUUGUGCUAUCAGUAUAUGGAAAAUAAUGUGAUCAACUACCAUCUGCAGAGUAGCACUCUGGGCAAUCUGAACAAUGAUCAGCUCUAUCCCAAACUCGAGGAAGCGCUCGCUCUUGAAGAGAAAUUCCACGCGAAUCUCUACCUUCCACCGGAUCCUGAGGACAAUGAAAUCACUGUUGGUGCUAGAGAUGGAGCAGCUCAUGUGCUGCGAUGUCUCAAAAUGUGGUACGAUCUGCCGCCCGAUGUUCUGUUUGCAGCCAUCAAUUUGGUAGAUCGUUUCCUGGCCCGAAUGAGGGCUAGACCGAAGCAUAUGGCGUGUAUCAGUGUUGGAUCUCUCUAUCUCUGUGUGACCCAACUCAAUAUGGCCAAGAUCGAUGCAUCGGAUCUGGUGGCUAUAUCCCAGUGCCGAUGCACACCGGGUGAUCUUGAACGAAUGGCAGCCAUCAUAUCCAACAAAUUGGGCGUUCAACCGUCCACAAUUCCCGUGACGGCACUCACUUUUGUCCGCAUCUACUAUCACAUGUUCCGCAAUGCUGCUUUUCAGCUGGGUCUGGGCGAUUUCUACGAUAAGGCCAUUUCACUGGCUGAUCUGGAAUUGCGCCUGGAGAUUCUCAUCUGCGAUGCAUUGUGUGUCAGUGUGAGGGCGUCUGAAUUGGCCCUGGUGCUGGUUUGUACACAAAUGGAUGCCCAUGUGAACAACUACGUGAGUUCUGCCAAUCCAAUGAUAUCUGGCCUCGUGGAUUUUGCCAUUGAGCUCCAGAAGAUGGCCAAAAUUCCCGAUCCGAGCUUCUUCCGCAGCCACAGCCUUGUUGUUCGCACUCUGACGCAGUACAAUGCCCAGAAGAAGAUGCCAUAUCGUCAGCGUCUCGUGUGGAAAUUGUCAUCACGCACAAUGCGCAUCUUGAGACCCACACAUAAGCUAAAUUCACACCUGCCGACAAUUGAUGAGCACAAAACUAUCAACAACAGCCGAAGCCUUCCUCGUCAUCGAAGUUGCAGCUUCAGUUCAGAUGAUGAUGGAGAAUGGCCAACAUUGGUUUAUAAUUAGUGAUCUUAUCUUAAGUUCUUCACACAUCCUUUUUAAGUUAAAACUAAAAUGAAACUCCAAAAAAAAAUGAACAAAAGUGUUUAAAAAAAAAGUGUGCGUGUUGUGUUUCCAAAAAAAAAAAAGAAAAAGAAAAUGCAUUACUCCUAAAAAAAAUGUGUGAUGGGCAAAGAAGGGUUCGAGCUUGAACAGUGAGUGAUUUUUAUUAAAAAAAAAGGUAAAGUAAAGGUAAAAAAGAAGGAGUAAGACAAACACAAUAAAUGAGGAGAGAAAAUGAAAAAAGAAAAAAAGUUAAAAAAGUACAAAAUAUCUUUUUAAAAAAAUAUCACAAUUUAGUUCUUAGGGCUUUACUAUUCUUUUUCUUGUGCGAUCAUUGAAAAACAAAAAAAAAACUAAAAUAAGAACUCGUGAGCAAAGAAAAAAAAGCAUUUCGAAAAUUCUUUCAUGUGAGACCACGACGAUGAUAAUAUUAAAAGAAAAAUAAAAAAAACUUCAAAGAAGAAAGAAUUGCAAUGACAGAAAGAAAAACAAAGAAAAAUAAAAUAUUUUAUGUGCGUGUGUGUUAAAUGACAAGAAAAAGAAAGUAAUUAAAAGAGAGAGAAAAAAAUCAUACAAAAAAAAAUGUGAAAAGAUAAACUCAUCUGCAAAAAAAAAUCUAAUUACAAUUAAUCUUAGAAUCGUGAUGUGCACAUUUAACUUCAUAUAUAAUUAUUUUUUUCGAGAAAAAAAAAUCCAUUAUUUUUCUUCAUAUUUACAUCUCUUUAAAUGUAAUUUAAGGAUACAAGUGUAAGAUUUUUUAAAUGUAAAACUGUAGAUGUCGUACUAGGGGAGCUCAUCAAAAACAAAAGGACACUAAAUUAAUAUUAAACAAAAAACUAAUGAGCGAAUCGGAUAGAAGAGAAUAAUAAAAAAAAUGAAAACUGACAAGUGUUACGAAAAAUAAAUUCUAAGAACUUUGAUUUAUUUGUCACAAUAUAUUGACACUAAAAAAAAAGCUGAAAAUUCUCGAGCUACAAAAAGUUUUUUUUUUAUUAUCCCAUACGAAAAAAAAAGAAGUAAAAAGAUCUGUUUUUGUAAGAUUAAAAAAGCAAGUUUCACCUUAAAAACUUUACUGAAAUAUCCAAUUGGAAAGACAGCUUCAGUUCACAAAAAAUUAAAUUAAAAGAAAUUCUUUGUGAGAUUAAUCGUUGUCACUGUGAGAAAAAAGUGCGACAAUCUCAUUGUCUAUAAAAUUAUGUAUAUUAAAAAGAUAAAAGAAAAAUCUUCAAGAUUGAGAAAGUUGCAAUUUUUUUUAAACGUAAAAAACUUGAGAUAAAAUACAGAAAAUUAGUGACGCA
This is a messenger RNA of Phlebotomus papatasi, 3099 nucleotides long. RefSeq names its product cyclin G (gene CycG). The coding region runs from base 194 to 1765 and encodes 523 amino acids. NCBI's taxonomy places the organism in Eukaryota, Metazoa, Arthropoda, Insecta, Diptera, Psychodidae. The transcript has 5 exons. The record is from RefSeq and is a predicted model, not a curated record.